Molecule: messenger RNA, 538 nt
Organism: Triticum aestivum (bread wheat)
Lineage: Eukaryota; Viridiplantae; Streptophyta; Magnoliopsida; Poales; Poaceae
Product: putative RING-H2 finger protein ATL69
Exons: 1
Coding region: 2-538 (178 amino acids)
Biological process (GO): protein ubiquitination
Molecular function (GO): transferase activity
Source: RefSeq, a predicted model, not a curated record
CAUGCUGCGCGUCUCCGUCCCCGCCGCAGCAACGCCCGCGCACGCGCCGGGGACCGGAGCGGCGAGCAGCGUGCAGGGCCAGCUCGGCUACGGCGUCGCCAUCGCCGUCGGCGCCCUCGUGCUCGUCUCCACCGUCAUGCUCGCCUCCUACAUCUGCUUCCGCGCCAAGGCCCGCGCCGCGGGGUCGCUUCAUCGACUGGUCGACGCCGACACCCACCAUCACCAGUCCGCCGCCGUCGUAGUGCUGGCGGGCCUCGACGGCCCCACCAUCGACGUGCUCUACCCCAAGUUCCUCCUGCGCGCUGGCUCGCGUGACAGCAAAUCGGGCGCGAGCGCGACGGUGGCAGACGGGCCAUGCGCCAUCUGCCUCGGGGAGUUCCAUGGCGUUGCGGCGCUCCGGCGCGGGUCCCGGUGCGCGCACUGCUUCCACGCGGGGUGCGCCGAACGGUGGCUGCGCGUGAGCGCCACCUGCCCCGUGUGCCGCGACUCGCCCGUGCCGUCGCCGGCCGCCACAGCCCUCGCCGCCCACGCUCGGUGA